Molecule: messenger RNA, 1313 nt
Organism: Mercurialis annua (annual mercury)
Lineage: Eukaryota; Viridiplantae; Streptophyta; Magnoliopsida; Malpighiales; Euphorbiaceae
Product: putative GDP-L-fucose synthase 2
Exons: 2
Coding region: 187-1155 (322 amino acids)
Biological process (GO): nucleotide-sugar biosynthetic process
Molecular function (GO): GDP-L-fucose synthase activity
Source: RefSeq, a predicted model, not a curated record
UAAGAAGUUUCGUCAGUGAGAGCAGCCCAAGAAUGUAAAGCCUAAAGUGUUGGGCUAAGUUAAGUAAAAUUAAUUUAAAAUUAGCACUCUCAUCUCCAAUCUCAAACCAAGGCCUACUAUUUGUACUAAAUCCAUCUAACUCGUUUCAACUUCAAGUUGCUGCGUCUUCACCCACCGCUGAUUCAAAUGGCCGACGAUUCAUCGAAGUCAUCCUUCUUGUCCGACAAAUCGGCCAAGAUCUUCGUAGCAGGCCACCGUGGACUGGUGGGCUCAGCAAUCGUCCGCAAAUUGAAAUCUGUUGGCUUCACUAACCUCAUCCUCCGUACCCACUCCGAGCUCGACCUCACUCGCCAAUCCGACGUCGAAUCUUUCUUUGCCACCCACAAACCGCAGUUUGUAAUCCUCGCAGCUGCAAAAGUUGGCGGCAUCCAUGCUAACAACACCUACCCAGCUGAUUUCAUCGCCAUCAAUCUCCAGAUCCAGACCAAUGUAAUCGACUCCUCUUACCGCCACGGCGUUCAGAAACUACUGUUUCUGGGCUCUUCUUGCAUUUACCCUAAGUUAGCACCUCAGCCUAUCCCUGAGAGUGCUUUGCUCACUGCUCCUUUAGAGCCCACUAAUGAAUGGUACGCUAUCGCCAAGAUUGCCGGUAUCAAAAUGUGCCAAGCUUACAGGAUUCAGUACAAUUGGGACGCUAUUUCUGGGAUGCCCACUAAUUUAUACGGCCCAAAUGAUAAUUUCCAUCCGGAGAAUUCUCAUGUUCUUCCGGCAUUGAUGAGGAGGUUUCACUCGGCCAAAGCGGAGCGAGCCAAGGAGGUGGUGGUGUGGGGGACGGGGAGUCCAUUGAGAGAAUUCCUGCAUGUGGAUGAUUUGGCUGAUGGUGUUGUGUUUUUGAUGGAGAAGUACAGCGGGACUGAGCAUGUGAACAUCGGCAGUGGGAAGGAGGUGACGAUUAAGGAACUGGCGGAGCAGAUGAAGGAGGUGGUGGGUUUUGAAGGUGAGCUUGUUUGGGACAGCUCGAAGCCUGAUGGGACUCCUAGAAAGCUCAUGGAUAGCUCUAAGCUUUUGGGGUUGGGUUGGAGUCCCAAGGUUUCUCUUAAGGAUGGUCUUGUUGAUACAUACAAGUGGUACUUGGAGAAUGUCAUCAACCAAUGAUUUAUGCUUAUACAUGCUAUUCACUUCACUCAUAUUGCCAAUUGCUUUUGUAUUAAUAAAUUAUAUCAGACAUCUUUCAAAAUUUGUAUGUUUUUAUGAUAAGUUCAGUCAGUGCAAGAUAUAUUAUGGUUAUAGUAAAUUGGUGAACACUUUGAUUC